Molecule: messenger RNA, 6982 nt
Organism: Physcomitrium patens
Lineage: Eukaryota; Viridiplantae; Streptophyta; Bryopsida; Funariales; Funariaceae
Product: mediator of RNA polymerase II transcription subunit 14
Biological process (GO): regulation of transcription by RNA polymerase II
Cellular component (GO): core mediator complex; mediator complex
Molecular function (GO): transcription coregulator activity
Source: RefSeq, a predicted model, not a curated record
GCUUCAUGCAGAGGCAGGAAGGAGGGCCGGGAGUGCAGGGCCACAGAGUGAAGCGAGUGAGCAAGUGAGUGAGUUGCUGGGGACCCGCACGCACUUGAACGCGAUGCUAUCGAUGCUCGGAAAUUCGUCUCCGACGAGGUUCGACGUCUUAAGGCGCUGUGAUUUAUUGCUGCAAGUGCUGAUGCUGUCUGGAUUUUGAGCGGAUGUGUGGGUCCAAGGUUGUAGUGUACAUGAAUUGGAGUGUUGUUUGUGAGCGUGGAGAUGGAUUCUGGGGGCAGUGUGGAGCGGAUUUAGGGUUCGCGGGGAUGCGGGAGAUUUGUGGAGCAUCGGAUGUGUGGAUUGUUGGUUUGACGGGCGAUUCCGGUUCGCCUGGAGCUGGUUGCGCCUAUGCUCCUCGGCGACAGAGGUGUGCGGACUGGAAUUGGUUUCUCGGCCUUGGAACGGGUGUGCAAGGCAGCUGGCUUGGUUGAGGAGGCCAAGGAUUUAAGGUGUUUUGCUACAAAUGGUUUGUGGCGAGCAGUAGGUAGGGAGGGGUGGGGAAGGGCCUGGAUGCUGGAUCUUGGCGAUUGGAGGGUUUUUUGAAGUGCAGAGGCGGUCGGGGUGCUUGGUGCAGCCGGAAUUGAGAGCGCUGGUUUUGGGGUUGCGGGGGACGGAUUGGGAAGGGCGGAGAGAAAUGGCGUGGAUUUAGGGUUAGAGGAGGUGGAUACUCGUGAACAGGGAAGGAGAAGGGGAGUGCCAUGGCGGAGGCAGCGCCUCUGGGGUCUGUGGACUUCUCCGUGCUGGUGCGAAAAGCCGCAGAAGCAUCCGUUUCCGGGCUGAAGGAGCUGACUGAGACUGCUCCCGAGCUGUCCGACACGGAGAAGAAGAUCGGGCUCCUGAAGUACAUCGUCAAAACGCGACAGCGCCUGCUGCGCAUUGCGGUUCUUACGAAAUGGUGUCGCCAGAUUCCUUUGGUGGAGCGGUGUCAGCAGCUGUCUGGUACGCUGUCCAACCACAACAUGAGCUUCACCCAGGCAGCGGACUUUCUGUUCUAUUUGCAUGAAACGUUGCAACAAGCGCGUGCGCCGGUGUAUGACAUACCUACUGCAACGGAGAUUUUGGUGGCUGGAACGUACAACAGGCUGCCGAAAUGCAUAGAGGAUCUGGGAAUGCAACCUGUGCUGAUCGGAGAAGAGAGAGGGGGCGCCGUCAAGAAACUUAACAGCGUUCUUCGGACCCGGCUGCUGGACAUCGAACUGCCAAAACAGAUCACGGACAUCAAGGUGAGGGGCGGGCGGGUGAUAUUCAAGGUGGCGGGGGAGUUCGAAGCCCACCUGACGCUGGGAUAUCGUGGUCACCUAUCGUACUGGAGGGUUCUGAAGAUAGACAUUCUGGUGGGGGAGCCGUCGGGGCCGACACAGUUCACGGAUCCUCAAGCGUACUUUCUGGGCGACGAGUUGGAGCGACGCAUGGCAGCGUCGGAUGACCCGCUAGGGCUGAUGUAUUCCAUCCUGCACCAGUUUUGCACUGCUCUGGUGAUGGACACCCUGUUCCGGCAGAUCAAAGCGUUGUUGGUUGGCAGAUGGCGAGACGCAAUCAAGUACGAGAAGUUGUCGGAAACGGGUGGUGGGAGUGGCCCAGCUGCGGGGCAGGCAAGUGCAGGACAAGGGAUGGGUGGUGUUGGAGAGUUGGACGUGGAGUCGGGAAGUGCAGCAAAAGUGAGAGGGUCUCCAGGUCUGAAGAUCAUGUAUUGGUUGGAAACACAGAGGGGGGAGGUCCCUCCGAGCCUGAGAAUUGAGCACGGUGCAGAUCAGCAGAUAAGGUGUUCACAUUCGCCGGCCGUGAUGGACUCCGCGACGGGCAUGGAGGCGGAGUUUGCGGUGGAUUCGAGCUGUAUCAAUGUGGAGAAGCUGCUGCUGCGGGCUAUCUCGUGCAGCGUACACACACGACUGCUGGAGGUUCAGCGAGGUCUAAAAGGGGGCGUGCAUUUGUGGCAAUCCGACAACGACGUGGUUUUGAGGCGUUCGAUACCGGACGAACUGGAAAGCUCGUGCGAGGCGAGUGGUGAAGAGGAGAAUAUGGAGGAGGCUGGGGAGGAAGUUCUGUGCGUUCGUGCGUUCGGGGUGUCGCACAUGACGCUGGGAAUCAGCAUCAGGAAUGGGCGGUUCUUGCUGCGCUGUCCAAGCACGGUGCUUGCCGCACCGAUGGUGAAGGAAAUGGAAGAUGCGCUGAACCUGGGGAGUGUGCAGGCUCUGGAUAUCUUCAUGAAGCUGCGCACGAAAUGUCUGGUGCACUACUUUGGGCUGAUAGGGAAGUCGUUGAACCUAAAGCUGUACGAGAGAGGUGCAUCAUCUGUGAAAGUACCCGCGGAGGGGCCAAAACUUGGAGGCGACGUGCUGAUAAUGGGGUUUCCGGAUUGUGACGAGUCGUUUUUUCUAUGUGUGCAACUGGACGCGAACUUUACGCCUCUGUUCACCCUGCUAGAAGCUGAGUCGCAGUCAUCGUCGGGACAUGCGAGCCUGGCAUCGAGCGCGUUCAACAUUAGUCGGUGGAUGAGAAUCGACAUUGAAGCGAUGCCAAUCCUGCGCGAGGAUACUGGGUUCAGCCUGCUGGAGCAGAGCGGGAGCGAGGCCAGGGAGGGUUGUGGCAGCAUGGUGGUGAAGAGAGUGGAGGAGGAAGGAUACAGUAAGUUGGGCAUCCCUCCUGUGCCGAAAGGUCCGAGCAGAGGGGGUGGAUUGGGACUGGAUGGCGGACAGUCAGGGUUAGAUCAGUAUUACGGGGGGGGCGGAGUGAGUCACAAGGGGAACAUGUUGACGGUGCAUUCUCCGUCGAAUCUGCAGGGGGGGUCGCCAAUGCAGCAUGCAGGUUCUCCUUUGCAACACGGGAAUGUUGGAUACGGCGUGAACGCGGGGCCGAGCAUGGUGAGUCCUUCGAUGUCGAGCGGCGGGUAUCACCAGGGGAAGUCUUUGGGAGGAAGUCCUGCUUUUGGAGAUGGGAGCCACAGGCUGGGUCGAGCAGGGAUGGUGAACGGUGCGUCACCCCACAACAUGACAGGGGUGAGCCCGCUGCGGAGUCCGAUGGACGUUCGGAACCAGAUGUCGCAUCGAAAGUCGCCUCUGCAGAGUGCGAGCGAGCAGGAGCCAGGGAAUACGAGAUCGCCUGUAGCGGUGGGGGAUAAUGCGACGUCGCCUAUCGAGUUGGACGACGAGCACAUCACGAAGUUGAUCGACUCGAUAUCUUCGAAGACUCCCGGUUCGUUUGCAACGACGGACUCGCCGUCGCGGCAGGGCAGGCACGUUCCUCAAGCAAGGGGUGGAAUAGGGGCUCCGACCUCGAGACCUUUGAUCGGCAAAGCGGGGUCUCCAUCUGGUUCACAGCUUGUGCGAGCAUCGGGUCUGUUACAGGCGAGUUCGCCUGGAUGGAAGUCAACCAUGUCUCCGUCGGGUCCGUACAUGACAGAUUCGGGGUGUCCGGGCCAGGAUGUUGAGCAGCAAGGAAGGCUAGGAGGUGGGUCCGACAAGUCACCAGCGCAGAAAAGCGAACGGAAGCGGUCGAUCACGGAUCUGUUCAACUCGAUGUCGUCGGUACAGGCGUUGGCAACGAGCGGGCAGAGAGGGAAACGGCGGAGGACAGGGCUUGAGAUGGUCCCAGUUCCAGCGUACCAGGCAGCGUCUCAUGUGGGUGUUGGCAGCACGGCUGUGUCUCAGUCGGUUUUGGGUCAGUCUUAUGGGCUUGUUGUUCGAGCAGCCAACCAGGGGAAGGCUUCUGCGGGUGCUUACCGCGCGGUUUUCCAGCAAGUGGAAGAGCGGUGUAGGUUGUGCAUAAAGCAUGCUCGGUUGACUCGGCAGAUGGAUGCGCAAGGGAUACCCUACGUGAACGAGGUUGGGCUGCGGGAGCCGUCGACGGUUCUGCGGUUCAGGCUUCCAGGCACUGUGCCAAGCGGAGAUCCAAGGACGAGGCCGAGCAGAAGCGACGGCUCGUAUGGGUGGCAGCAGAUGGGCUUGUGCCUAGGCAAGCCCGGGAGCGAAGGAUGGGAAGUGAAGGUCAUGGACGCGUAUUUCAGCGGGCUGUGGAAACUGCAGAAGCAAAGCGAGGGGGUGGGUGGGACGGGAGAACAGUUUGCGAGUCCGCCGCAGGAUGAUUCUCAUAUGCAGUGCACGCAGGAGGGGUUGGUUCUGAAGUAUUCGACGGUGCAAGACGACAGCGUGACGAAACUGGUGAAAGAUCUGGAACGGAUAUGGCGGGCGCGGGCGUUUGCGGUAGGGAUUCGGAAGCUGUUGGGAAGCAGAGAAGAGCAGAAGAAGCGAGGGAGCGAGCAGUGGGGCAAGUCUCAGGGCAGGGGUGGGAGUGUGGGAGACACAGGUGAAGCGGAGGAGAAGAAGUGGGAGAUAAUGCGGCGGGCGUUCAGGGUGGAGGCGGUGGGGCUGACGAGCGUGUCAUUCACGUACGUAGGUACGACGCCAGGCAUAAUGGCUCGGUUUGUUGUGGAGUGGGGAACGAGCCGACGGGGUUGCACCAUGCACUCACCCGAGCAGCUGUGGCCACACACGAAGUUACGGACGAAAUGGUUUUCUCUAGCUGGAAGAAAGUUGUGGAGUGCACAUAGGCAGAUGAGGAUGUUUUUGGAGGAUUACAUCAAUGGUGGAGAGGUAGAGCUUUUGUUGGAUGCUAUCCAGGUGACAGCAGGGCCUUUGCACGCACUGGCUGCAGCUAUUCGGCCCGCGAGGAUGGCCGCGCCAGCUUCCGGGUCAAGUCAUCGGCCUUCGUCACCGAGCCCAGGCACAGGCAUGGCGGCGAGGGCCGGAGCCAGCCCAGCGGGGUCUGGGAUGAGUUCGUACGGUAGCGGUGGUGCAGGGCAGGGGCAGGGACAGGGGCAAGGGGCGGGCGCGAAUGGGAGCGUGAACUACGGGAUGAACAGCAACGGAGGUCCGGGGACUCCUCAGGGAGGGAUGCCUUCGAACAGCGGGAGAAAUCCUGGGCCGGGUUUGGUUCCGAGCUCGCUAUUGCCGACGGACGUGUCGGUGCUGCUGCGGUCGGCGUACUGGAUACGGAUCGUGUACCGGCGAGAUUUUGCAAUCGACAUGCGGUGCUUCGCCGGUGACCAGGUGUGGCUGCAGCCGGCGCCGCCUCCUCGGAGCGGAGGCAAGGGGGGUGGGGGGUCGUUGCCGUGCCCGCAGUUUCGGACUUUCGUGGUGGAGCACGUGACGUUGGGGAUGAGCAGCAGCGUAGACAGCGUUGGGGGAGGGGCCACGGGGUUGAGCUCGCCCAGCACCGGGGCGAACAGCGGGGCUCGGCAGGCGGGAGGUGGAGUGGGGCGUGCAGGAAACAGCGUGGGGAGCACGAUCGCGGCGAUGCAGGGGGGCUCGGGGUUGGGCGGAGGCAGUAGAAGCACAGCGACGGGGUCAGGGGUGGGAGGUGCGAUAUCGAUUCGCGCGGAGUUGAAUCCAGCCUUGGUCGGGAUGGGCGACGAUGGCGGCUAUGGAGGUGCGUGGGUACCACUGGCAGCCCUGAAGAAGGUACUGCGAGGAACGCUGCGGUACCUAGGCGGACUGUGGUUGUUCGCACAGUUCCCAGGCAUACUAAGGGAGGUGCUGGCAUCGACGCUGAACCAGAACGAGGGUGCGCUGCUGAAUCACGAUCCAGAGCAACCGGCUUUGAGGUUCUUCAUCAGGGGGUGCGUGUUCGCAGUGAGCAUGCAUCGGCAGCAGCUGUUUUUGCAGGCCAUCAAUGUGAACCGUUACAAACAACAGCAAGCAGCCGCAGCGCACCAGCAAGUGGCACCUGUGAUGAACAUGGCAGUGGAGCUGUCACUGGGAGAAAUGCAAGACAUAGGGGACUUUUUUGCGCGGAGGGUGGCGUCAGAGCCAUACGAUGCGUCUCGGUUAGCGUCGUUUGUGACGAUGUUGACGCUACCGGUACCCGUGCUGCGGGAGUUCCUGAUCCUGAUUCAGUGGAAGGUGGCGACGACCAGAGCAAAUGGAGGGCCUGGUGGGGAUGCAAGUGGUCAAGGGGCGUCCCCUCGUCCACAAGUGGAGCUGAGCCUGGAAUCACAAGGCGGUGGUGGAGGAGGAGGAGAAAAGGGCAACUCACAGCAAGAUGAGUCCGGCGUGGGUGGUGGGUCGCAGGGUAGAAGCAGCAUCACGCACAACCACCAUCGGAACACGGUGGAGUUCACGCUGACGUUCACAUUUGACGCGUCGUCGCUACCACAGUUGAACGUGGCGGGCGGAGCAGGGUGGUUGCCGCAGUCAGUGGCUUUGCGACUAGCGUACGCGUACGGGGAAGGGGUGAAUCGGAUCUCGUUGUCGAGUAUGGACGGAAGCCAUGGGGGCCGGUCUUGCUGGGCCCGGGCGGAGGAAUGGGAGAGGUGCAAAGAGGGGGUAAUGCGUGCGGUUCAGGUGGCGCCCGGAGAGGGUCGAGGACGUCUUCGAGCUUUGGCGGAGCAAGUCCAAAUGGCAUUGCAAACCGCACUGACGCAGAUCGGGAGAGGCGCAGGUCAAUAGCAGCACGUUCUGUUGUGAAGCGGGCAUAGCAGGAGGGGUGGGCGUGGGGUUGAAUUGAGCAGAGAAGUGGGAUUGGGAGGGGAUGGCUUGAGGUUGGGUAUCAUGAAUGCUUCAGGGCGUCCGGGAGGAGCUGUGCUUGAAGAGUGAUGAUUGAUGACCCAGCGACGAAUUAAGGUUGCUAGGGAGGAAGGGCGGAGAUGCGGUGGGAAGUGGACGGACUGUGUUGGCGGUGUGUUGCGAGGGGACGUGAAGGGUCGAGGGAGUGGGAAGUUGGACCACGAGUUGUAAUCUGGAGUGUGAGAAGAGCAUGAGUUGCACAAGUCGUAGGCUGCGAGUUAUAAACAGGCAUAGAUUGGAUUAGGCGGGUGAUGAACUGGACAGUGGUGACAUAUGUCGUGUAUAAAUCAUGGUUUGGAAGGAAGGUUUCAGUACAUUAUUUUACAUGUCGGGUUGGACAUGGUGAUCGAUUUGAUGGGAAAUCAGAACUGGAGUUCGUGCAA